UUUUCAACCUAUAUAUUAAACACUUAUAUCUCUUUUUUCUAUUGAAUUAAGCUUCAAAUUUUCUUUUUUUGGAUCAAGAAAAAACAUAUUGUGCUUUGACUUGGCUUUGGACUUUAAGACAUUAGACAAAUCUGCCUCUUGUUCUUAGAAGGAAAUUAAAGGUAAAAAGAAUGGUGUCCUUGUGUUUUAAUAAUGUUAUGCUUGUUCAGGCGUUCAUUUUCCUAUUGGUGAAGGAUUCUACUGCUCAUACUGACCAAGUUAACCCAAUAAUUGUUGCUGAUCAUGAAGCUGAAAAUGGUUUAGCCAUGGCAGGAAUGAGAUAUCUGAGUGAGGAAAAGGAAGUUUUGGAAGGUGUACCAGCAUAUGUUGAAGUCACCAAUGCAGGAAUUAGAAAAUUGUUGACAGAUAGAAGGAAUUACACGAGGAAAGACGUGAAGAAAGUUGAAGAUAUCGUGGUUAAGAAAAAAUCAAAGAACUCAAGUGCAAGUGCAACUCAUGACUUUGUUGGCAAUUUAUAUCAGAAAGGGCAAGGAGAGUUAGAAUUAAUGGGAAGUAGCCAUUCUGUGAAGAUAAAUAGAGGUAGUUUCAUGGUUUUCAGUGCUGAUUAUCACAUGACAAGACAACACCCCUCUAAGAAUAACUAAGGCAGAGAAACUCUAGCUAGGAAUAAUU
This is a messenger RNA of Nicotiana tabacum (common tobacco), 672 nucleotides long. RefSeq lists its product as uncharacterized. Gene Ontology annotation, molecular function: growth factor activity. NCBI's taxonomy places the organism in Eukaryota, Viridiplantae, Streptophyta, Magnoliopsida, Solanales, Solanaceae. Gene Ontology annotation, biological process: regulation of root meristem growth. The record is from RefSeq and is a predicted model, not a curated record.